This is a messenger RNA of Wyeomyia smithii (pitcher-plant mosquito), 2295 nucleotides long. It is a transcript of the gene Gnptab, whose product is annotated as N-acetylglucosamine-1-phosphotransferase subunits alpha/beta. The coding region runs from base 226 to 2226 and encodes 666 amino acids. Gene Ontology annotation, cellular component: Golgi apparatus. Gene Ontology annotation, molecular function: UDP-N-acetylglucosamine-lysosomal-enzyme N-acetylglucosaminephosphotransferase activity; calcium ion binding. The transcript is spliced from 4 exons. NCBI's taxonomy places the organism in Eukaryota, Metazoa, Arthropoda, Insecta, Diptera, Culicidae. The record is from RefSeq and is a predicted model, not a curated record. Gene Ontology annotation, biological process: carbohydrate phosphorylation; N-glycan processing to lysosome.
GUACUCAAGAGUAAACUUAUGGAAAUUUGUUUACAUUUAUUGUGCAUGAAUUUUGCACAGAAUGGUAAUUAGAUUUUUCAAACUAUUCUUGCAAUAAGAUGCAUUUUUUAGUUUGCAAUAUUGAAUUAGGAGGUAGCUAUAAUGUUGGAAUACGCAGUGAAAUAGGAGAGUGUGGCAAAUAAACAAAAUCGUCGUAGAAAGGAUAUUUUUCCACCGGCACCUAGUAUGCGCCUUUGUUUUCUGCCUCGUUUAGCCGGAACAAUCCGGUUUCGCUGCUGCUGCUUGGUGACUAUUUUAGCGCUAGUAACCUUUUUAUACUUGCUUGUGAACAUGAUAAUCACGCAUUCAGCCAAGAACCAAUGCGCAAGAUGCUACGAGGCUAUUGAUGUCGUGUACACAUGGGUGAAUGGAAGCGACCAAAAAUUCCUCGACAAAAUCAAACUAUACGUGGACAUACCGGACCGCGCUCGAUAUGAUGAUAAAAAUGAACUCAAAUACUCGCUGCGAUCGCUGGAGAAAUAUGCACCCUGGAUCAGGCAGAUUUUCAUCGUUACCAAUGGCCAAAUUCCCUACUGGCUCAAUCUAGACCACCCACGCGUGCGACUGGUUCAGCAUGAGGAUAUAGCCGAUGAUGGAACGUUGCUUCCGACCUUUUCCAGUGCGACGAUUGAAACAUUCAUUCAUCGGAUCCCAGGACUUUCGAAGAACUUUCUGUACAUGAAUGAUGAUAUCUUCCUGGGUGCUCCGUUGUUUCCCGAUGACUUGAUGACUCUCUCGGAAGGGGUGAAAAUUUUCACUGCCUGGCUUGUGCCGGACUGUGCUCCCGAUUGCCCGUGGAUGUUCGUAGGUGAUGGUUCAUGUGAUAGUCACUGUUACCUGGAGGAGUGUCAGUUCGACGGAGGGGACUGUGACCACCCGGACUAUCAGGAACAUGAUCAUGAACAUGACGACGAUGAGUACCGCAUGAUGACCGAGGGAGAAGAUACGUUUAUCGAUGAGCUCAAGCGAUCACCUCGGGGUGCGAAGAAGCCAGAUAAUAGUCACGAUAUAUAUGAGGUGUUUCGACAGUUCAAUGCUUCGUCCACGAAGCAGCUGGUGGAAAAGUUCAAUAGAGAUAAGAUGAAGAGUAGCAAGCUGAGCUCCAAGCGAAAUGCACCAAAAAGUGACAGCGAUGCUGAGCAUGAGGUGAAAAGCGAGGAGCGAUUCGCUAGUUCUCAGGAUAUUUUCGCCCAUUCAUUGAUCCACACGAAUAAAGUGUUCAAUCGUGUGUACGGGUUUAAGAAUAGGAAAGUUCUUGCCCAUGUGGGGUUUUUGCUGAAUGUGGAUGUUGCGGAAGCCAUGCUGAGGAAAUUUCCAAAUGAAUUUGCGGUUACCAAGCAUCAUCGGUUUAGGGCGAAGGACGAUAUGCAGUACGCUUUCAGCUAUUAUCACUUUUUGAUGAGUGAAAGUAAAAAUAAAAGUUUGUCGGAAAUAUUCGACGAUUUCGAUACCGAUGGAUCUGGCACGUGGUCCGAUCGAGAAAUUCGUACAUUAUUAGCGAAAAUUUAUAGUCUUCCUUUGGACUGGUCCGCUGUUAGAUACUUCGAGGAAGUGGUCACCAACUGCUCUCUACUGCAGAACAAUUUUCUUCCGCUGGAACACCAACCGGAACAGAGGCUCAUUCAUCCGACUUUGGUGUACGAACGCUACGAAGAUUCCACUAUCCCAACUGUUACCAAAGGUCUAGUGCUGGGAUGUCACGAGCUAACCGAUAUGAUGCGAGCGAAUUUCGGUCAGGUACCGUUGUAUCGAUUCCACAUCAACCAGAAGACGGGCAUCUUCAGCAAUUUUAAAAUGUUAACCUCCAACAUCACCCAGGUGGUAGAUGCGCUGGAUGAGCUGCGCAAAAGUCCAAAGAAGUUCAACUGCAUCAACGAUAAUCUCGCCGAAGAAAACGCCGAGGAGAACCAACUGAUCUCAGCCCUGCUCGAGGACUUCUACCUCUCUCUGUUUCCGGCUCGCAGUCAGUUCGAGCUGGAGAAUAACUAUCGCAACAGAUUUCAAUACCACAGUGACUACAAAGCGUGGCUUGCCCGAAAAACGCUGCUACGCAACGCAGUCUACGCGGUCUGCUUGCUGGUUUUUGUGGUAUGCACUAAAAUGCUUUGCUUUCGGCACAAAGGAAAGUUUGCUCGUACGCUGGUUUUCUUCAGCAGCAGUAGCAGAACUGACUAUAGCUCAAUCUAGAAAGUCUUUUCGUUUUUUAAUUUAUUCAGGCUUUACAAAUUACGACAUGAAUAUAAACUCCAAAUUAAA